AUGAAGAUCCUGUUUGCCCUGGUCUUCUUUGUUUCUAUUUCAGUCGGUAAGUUAUGUUAAUACUGUAACUUACUAUGCCAAGAACAUCCUGUUUGUUUUUGUCCAACAAGGAGGCUUUUUGGGUGGAAGUUUGCCGUGCGCAGUUCCGUCAAGAUGUUGCAGGUAGAAAAAGUGGAACUUCACUUAACUUUACGUUUACUCCAGGCCGAUUUUCUAUAUGUUAUUUUUUUUUUCUUGAACUUGUUUCUCUUUCUCCCAGCGCAAUGCAAGCGCCGCUCCCACCAGUGCCAGCAAAAACAUACUAAUCAAGCGAGUGCCGCAUGCAUCGAUUCACACUACUACCGAUAACUGAUAAGUUGAAACGACGCAAAAGCAAAUUUUAAGAUUUAAGGUUAGAAAAGCUGUCAAGUCGUGCGUUUGUCCCAAAGCAUUAGAAAGAUAGCGGAACGCUACAUCCUUGUUACCGAAUAGCGUCAUCGCGUAUUCCUUUCUUUAAAACAUUUUCUACGCAAAAAAAUUACCCUGGUUUAAAACGAUCUUUCACCACCAACGAAUACUUUCAUUUAGUUUCCAACUCGAUAAUCGAUACUCGACAAAAACGAGGUUUUAAUGACGAGGUUUUGAUUAUUUUCUCACUCUAACUUUGCGAUUGGCUGUUUGCAAUCCACCAUUUUCGCUUUCCAGCGCUAAUAAUAUCGGCCUGCGCUCCAUCUUGGUUUCACAUGAACAUUGAGGCAAGUUGGCUGAACACUUGAUAGUCUUGUUAAUAAGUGCCCAAUGCGAUCAGUCGCGACCUUCUUACAGGAAAUUGAGGGAAUGUUAACAGUCUAAUCCCAGAAGAUCCUAUUCUGUUUUUUUUAAAAAAAAAAGAUUAGAAGGGGGAAUUGAAAGAACAUUCAGAUAUCCGAAUAGGUGAAAUAAGUCCGUCUACGAAAUGGUUACGCUGAAAAAACGUGAGAACGUUACAAAACUUUAAAACUGUUAUCAGAGUCGCUAGCAGGUAGCUAAGUGUCCUAGGCAAUCUCUGCAUUAUCAAAGUAUCCAUGGAUGUUAAAACUUUGACGGUGCAAAAAUUAGCUGGUAGGAAAUUUCCAAAUGCGAAAAAUGCAAAUACCAUGUGUUAGACAGAAAAGGAUGCAUAUUUAAUAAGAAAAAAAUGUCCUUGCGCCGGCAUAGAAAGCUGUUGUUCCUAGUCUGCUCGAACACAUGUCGGUUCUCCAACGUUGCAUAUACGGGAUAACUUCUAUGAUUUGUACUUUCACCAGUGCCUUGGUAAAUGUUGCCUGCGUUUACUUUUAUUGUUGAUUUUUCCUUCUCUGUGCAGUUUGUGGCUUGAUGUCAUGAGGUGUGGCACAAGAGAGCUUAACGGAAUCGGUUCCGCACGAAAGAAUACUCAGUCCUUCUGUUUGUUGUGAUGCAAACUGCGUUCGGAAAAUCGGUGCAAGCGCUUUACAAAGCUGACAAGUUUCAUUGACCACCCAAAAGAAAACUCUUUUAGAGCUCGUUAUCACUGGAACUGUACAUAGAUUUUCCAGGCUUGGAGCGCUUGUAAAAACGUCCGAGAUUUGACUGGAUGAAAUUAUUUGGACCCUAUAAAAAGAGAAAAGAACACACUGGGAAAAAUAUAAAAACGAUGCCUCGCGUAACCUGACUUUAAAUUUACGCCGUGGUUGGAAAAAAUAGACCUUUUUACCGAUACGGCGGCCAUAUCGAAUUAAUUUAAUAUGAAUUCGAAUUAAGAAGUGUUAUGGGAUGCAUAGGAGGGCAUGAGCACGAUCGCUGAGAAAUCUAGAAGAAGAAGAAACUUUAUUUGUUUACAGACCCUUUACAUUAAAAAUAAAUAAAUUACAAAUACAGACUACCUGCAAAAUAGCAGAGCUAAUCGAGGCAGGCACAAUGGAGAUAUGUCUAUUACAUUAUACAAUCUUAUUCUAAUAAAAUAACGAUAUACAAUAAUUACGAGUGAAAUCACAGAGAUUAAUUACAUUAAUGAAUUCAAAGUAUAUUAUUUUAAUGACAUAAAGAUACAAGAAAUACAAUAAUUACGAAAGUCACAGGCGAGAUUAAUUACAAUUACUUUAUAAUGAAUUCAGAAAACUUGUAGAUGCAGAUGCAGAUGUAGAGGCAAACGAAGCCUCAAGCACAUAAAUAGAAACAAGAAAAGUUUAAAUUCUUUUCAUUUCAUUUAUCAACGUAUCUGUAUCAAGAUAAGAAUCCUGUUUUAAGAAGAUUUGAAAUAGGGAUUCAGUAUUUUUUUCUUGAAUCUAUAUAUAGUCUUUCACUGUAUAUUUCUCGGGAAAAGGGCGAUUAUCACUGCACAACGAUCUUUUUCCCAUUACAAUCUUAUUCUAGAAAAACCUUAAGAAAAAAUGCUCCGAAAGGCGGGCGUUAAUACUAAGCGAAUACAUCGGAAUGUGCUCAUGCCCUCUGGGCAUCCCAUAAUACUCCUUAAAUUUAACUAAGGGCCUGUUUACAUGGAGUAGGGGCCCCGGUCUAGUGGGGUUGGUUUCUUUUGUUUUCACGCUCUGGGGGACACAAAACAAAAGAAAUCUACCCCACUAGACUGGGGUCCCCUACUCCAUGUAAACAGGGUCUAAUUCAAUAUGACCGCCGUAUCCGUAAAAAGGUCUAUUGCUUGUUUUGGUUUGCGAAUCAAAACAAAAGGGAAAAUGCUUUGAACUGCAAAGUAAAAUUUUAAAAGCGCUCCCUUAGGUUUGUAUAGGUAAUAGCAAGAUUAGUAGUGAUAUUUGGCAUAAAUACCACGAGUGAUAUUUCAAAAUUGUUAGACGUAAUUUCACGAGCCGUUAGGCGAGUUAAAUUUGAGACAAUUUUGAAAUAUCACUAGUGGUAUUUAUGUCAAAUAUCACGUACAAAUCAUGCUAUUAUUUGUUUAUACUACUACUACCCGCAAAAGGUUGUAAUUUUCACAUGUAGGUCAGUUUCAAAUUAAGCUGAAAUAUCACUGCUCUAAGCCAAUCAAAUUGCAGAAAAUUUUCAUGCAGUAUCAUAAAUAGUUACAUUGAGUCGUUAUUAUGCAAUGUUUGACGUACAAAUUUUUUUUUUCUUCCCUUUGACUCAAUGCAUCAGUUUUUGCGCUAAAAUGGCUUUAUCAUUUCACAGACGUCCCAAAGAAAUGAAAUACUAUACACAUUUAUUAGCAUUGUCAAUAAUUUUAAAGAAGAUUUUUUUCCGUUGCAGAUCAGCACCGUACCCUGUAUCCAAUUUUUUAUCAGUAUUAAAAAAAUGUUUAUUGGUAAACUUAAUACUGCUUUUUGUUCGACCGGAUUAGCACUGACUCGGCGAUGUUCUUCUGUUUCACAGGGUAUGGUCUCAAGUGCUACAAGUGCACGACAUUGAAGGAUUGGGGUGACUGUGAAACGAACAGGAUAGAGACGACUUGUGCUUCCGGUUUCGACAGCUGUGGCAAAAUAUUUCUUGAUGGAGAAGUGGCAGGCGUAUCCUUCAAAACUUAUUACAAGGAUUGUAGUGUCAAAGCAGGCUGUAACAAAGACCUGUGUAAGCAAGUGGGACAAUCAGGAGCAACAAUCAACGACUGUGACGUCGACUGCUGCGAAGGUGACCUGUGCAAUGGAGCCAAAGUACCACUGGUCAGCGCCACUUUGCUAUUGGCAUGCGCCUUUUUAGCUUUUUUCCGUUAA
Molecule: messenger RNA, 3659 nt
Organism: Porites lobata
Lineage: Eukaryota; Metazoa; Cnidaria; Anthozoa; Scleractinia; Poritidae
Source: the annotation of a GenBank genome assembly